This is a messenger RNA of Apis mellifera (honey bee), 497 nucleotides long. It is a transcript of the gene lmgA, whose product is annotated as anaphase-promoting complex subunit 11. Gene Ontology annotation, molecular function: cullin family protein binding; zinc ion binding; ubiquitin protein ligase activity. Gene Ontology annotation, cellular component: nucleus; anaphase-promoting complex. The transcript is spliced from 3 exons. Gene Ontology annotation, biological process: positive regulation of mitotic metaphase/anaphase transition; anaphase-promoting complex-dependent catabolic process; protein ubiquitination. Lineage: Eukaryota; Metazoa; Arthropoda; Insecta; Hymenoptera; Apidae. The record is from RefSeq and is a predicted model, not a curated record. The coding region runs from base 194 to 448 and encodes 84 amino acids.
UGGCGCAAUAAGCACAAAUAGAUACCGCAUUCGUUAAGCCAUUUACAUUCUCACGUCAUCUUUCAUAGGUUAGAAACAAUUCUUCUUUAGUGAUUUAAGAAACGUCAGUAUAAAUUUUUUAUAGUGUUCAUCUUACAACAGAAGAUUCAUCGAUCAAGGUUAUUCGUAAUAAAUUAUUUAAUCAUUAUAGAAAAUGAAAGUCACGAUAAAAAGUUGGACUGGUGUUGCCACCUGGCGUUGGAUAGCGAAUGAUGACAAUUGUGGUAUAUGUAGAAUGCCUUUUGAUGCCAGUUGUCCUGAUUGUAAAAUUCCAGGAGAUGAUUGUCCUUUAGUCUGGGGCCAAUGUUCACAUUGUUUCCACAUACACUGCAUCAUGAAGUGGUUGCAUUCUCAACAAACCAGUCAUCUCUGUCCGAUGUGUCGUCAAGAAUGGAAGUUCAAGGAGUAGCUGGUUUGCCGAUAGUCCCGCAGGUGUCAGCACGCAACGAAUAAUCAGG